Symbiodinium necroappetens is the source of this 594-nucleotide messenger RNA. The record is from the annotation of a GenBank genome assembly. NCBI's taxonomy places the organism in Eukaryota, Dinophyceae, Suessiales, Symbiodiniaceae.
AUGGACUUUCCUGACAAUGCGAAAGAUCAAGUGAUCUGGUUCAUUUCCAUACCUGUGCUCAUGCCGAUCUACUUCUUCACGCCUUUGCCCAACGAGCGGCUCUUCCUGCUGACAUUCCUUUUCUCCCUGGUGUGGAUCGCAUUGCUCUCCUUCUGCCUCGUUUGGUGGGUUGAAAUCCUGGGCGAGGCCUUGCACAUCGACCCGAUUUUGAUGAGCUUCACCUUGCUAGCUGCCGGGACUUCCAUCCCGGAUGCCGCUUCCUCUGUCGCGGUGGCGAAGCAGGGCGAGGGUGACAUGGCGGUGUCAUCGUCGGUGGGUUCGAAUAUUUUCGACAUCUUGGUCGGACUGCCCAUCCCAUGGAUGAUCAAGAUCGCAUUGAACGAUGCCAGCUAUCAGGUGACCAUCAAGUCGCCCUUUCUGGCCUUUGACGUGAUUCUGUUGCUGUUCAUGGUCUUGGCGGUCGUUGUUAGCAUCCAUUGCCUUGGAUGGAAGCUGAAUCGUCCUUUGGGCCUUGUCAUGGCCAUCUUGUAUUUGGCGUUCCUCGGCGUAGCUGUUUCAGUGGAAACCGCGCAACCGGAGUGGCUCAAAUUCUGA